AAACUGGAAGAACCUGAACCCAGCAGUGUGUCCAUGAAGAGCGACCGGUCUAAGAAAAAUCCUAUAUACUUCAAAGAUGGACGUCACAAUGUUGGUCAAAGGAGGAAACUGGAAGAACCUGAACCCAGCAGUGUGUCCAUGAAGAGCGACCGGUCUAAGAAAAAUCCUAUAUACUUCAAAGAUGGACGUCACAAUGUUGGUCAAAGAGUGGACCAGGAGAGCUCAGAGGUUCCCCGUGGUCAGUCUGCCCAGCAGCAUCAACCAGACCUGGACUCCAUAUUUAUGCUGCUGGAGGAGAACAUUGUCACUUUUGUGAAGAACGAGCUGAAGAAGAUCCAGAAGCUUCUGAUUCCAGAUUACACAGAAUGCUUAGAGAGUCAGAGGGAGGAUGAGGUGUUGAACAGUGAGGAUGAGGAGCAGAAGAGGAGCAGCAGAGAGGCAUUUCUGCAGAUCACACUGGACUUCAUGAGGAGAAUGAAGCAGGAAAACCUGGCUGACUGUCUGCAGAGCAAAUCUCCUGCUAUGUGCCAGCCUAGACUCAAAGCUAAGCUGAAGAAGAAGUUCCAGUGUGUGUUUGAGGGUAUCGCUAAAGCUGGAAACCCAACCCUUCUGAAUCAGAUCUACACAGAGCUCUACAUCACAGAGGGAGGGACUGGAGAGGUCAAUGAUGAACAUGAGGUCAGACAGAUUGAAACAGCAUCCAGGAAACCAGACAGACCAGAAACAACCAUAAGACAAGAAGACAUCUUUAAAGCCUCACCAGGAAGAGAUGAACCAAUCAGAACAGUAAUGACAAAGGGAGUGGCCGGCAUUGGGAAAACAGUCUUAACACAGAAGUUCACUCUGGACUGGGCUGAAGACAAAGCCAACUGGGACAUACAGUUCACAUUUCCAUUCACCUUCAGAGAGCUGAAUGUGCUGAAAGAGAAAAAGUUCAGCUUGGUGGAACUUGUUCAUCACUUCUUUACUGAAACCAAAGAAGCAGGAAUCUGCAGGUUUGAUCAGUUCCAGGUUGUGUUCAUCUUUGACGGUCUGGAUGAGUGUAGACCUCCUCUGGACUUCCACAACACUGAGAUCCUGACUGAUGUUACAGAGUCCACCUCAGUGGACGUGCUGCUGACAAACCUCAUCAGGGGGAAACUGCUUCCCUCUGCUCGCCUCUGGAUAACCACACGACCUGCAGCAGCCAAUCAGAUCCCUCCUGAGUGUAUUGACAUGGUGACAGAGGUUAAAGGGUUCACUGACCCACAGAAGGAGGAGUACUUCAGGAAGAGGUUCAAAGAUGAGGAUCAGGCCAGCAGGAUAAUCUCCCACAUCAAAACAUCACGAAGCCUCCACAUCAUGUGCCACAUCCCAGUCUUCUGCUGGAUCACUGCUACAGUUCUGGAGGAGGUGUUGAAAACCAGACAGGGAGGAGAGCUGCCCAAGACCCUAACUCAGAUGUACAUCCACUUCCUGGUGGUUCAGUCCAAAUUGAAAAAUGUCAAGUAUGAUGGAGGAGCUGAGACAGAUCCACACUGGAGUUCAGAGACCAGGGAGAUGAUUACGUCUCUGGGAAAACUGGCUUUUGAGCAGCUGCAGAAAGGAAACCUGAUCUUCUAUGAAUCAGACCUGACAGAGUGUGGCAUCAAUAUCAGAGCAGCCUCAGUGUACUCAGGAGUGUUAACACAGAUUUUUAAAGAGGAGAGAGGGCUGUACCAGGACAAGGUGUUCUGCUUCGUCCAUCUGAGUGUUCAGGAGUUUCUGGCUGCUCUUCAUGUCCAUCUGACCUUCAUCAACUCUGGACUCAAUCUACUCUCAGAAGAACAGUCAACCUCCCACAACUCCAAGAAGAGAAAAUCCAAGAAAGAAUCCAAAGAGACAAACUUCUACAAGAGUGCUUUGAACAAGGCCUUACAGAGUCCAAAUGGACACCUGGACUUGUUCCUCCGCUUCCUCCUGGGUUUUUCGCUGCAGACCAAUCAGACUCUCCUACAAGGUCUAUUGAGACAGACAGGAAGUCACUCACAGACCAAUCAGAAAACAGUCCAGUACAUCAAGAGAAAGAUUGAAGAGACUUCCUCUUUAGAGAAAACCAUCAACCUGUUCCACUGUCUGAAUGAACUGAAUGAUCAGUCUCUAGUGGAGGAGAUCCAAAAGUCCCUGACUUCAGGAAGUCUCUCCACAGAUAAACUGUCUCCUGCUCAGUGGUCAGCUCUGGGGUUCAUCUUACUGUCAUCAGAACAAGAGCUGGAUGUGUUUGACCUGAAGAAAUACUCUGCUUCAGAGGACGCUCUUCUGAGGCUGCUGCCAGUGAUCAAAACAUCCAAGGCAGCCCUACUGAGUGGCUGUAACCUCUCAGAGAGAAGCUGUGAAGCUCUGUCCUCAGUCCUCAGCUCACAGUCCUCUAGUCUGAGAGAGCUGGACCUGAGUAACAACAACCUGCAGGAUUCAGGAGUCAACCUGCUGUCUGCUGGACUGAAGAGUCCACACUGUACACUGAAAACUCUCAGUCUGUCAGGUUGUCUGAUCACAGAGGAAGGCUGUGUUUCUCUGGCUUCAGCUCUGAGCUCCAACCCCUCCUAUCUGAGAGAGCUGGACCUGAGCUACAAUCAUCCAGGAGACUCAGGACUGAAGCUGCUGUCUGCUGGACUGGAGGAUCCAGACUGGAAACUGGACACUCUCAGGGUGGAGCCUGAUGGAGUCCAAUGGUUGAGACCAGGUCUGAGGAAGUAUUCCUGUGAACUCACAAUAGACACAAACACAGUGAACACAAAGAUCAAACUAUCUGACAACAACAGGAAGGUGACACGUGUAGAGGAGGACCAGUCAUAUCCUGAUCAUCCAGACAGAUUUGACCACUGGCCUCAGCUGGUGUGUACAACUGGUCUGACUGGUCGAUGUUACUGGGAGGUCGAGUGGAGCAAAGCAGUUCGUGUAUCAGUGAGUUACGGAGGAAUGACAAGGAGAGGAGACAAAGACGAUCGUGUUUUUGGAUGGAACGAUCAGUCCUGGAGCCUGAGCUGCUCUAAUGAUGGUUACUCUUUCCGGCACAAUAAGAAAGUGACAUCUAUCUCCUCCUCCUCUGUCUCUGACAGAGUAGCAGUGUAUGUGGACUGUCCCGCUGGCACUCUGUCCUUCUACAGGAUCUCCUCUGACUCACUGAUCCACCUCCACACCGUCAACACCACAUUCACUGAACCUCUGUAUCCUGGGUUUGCAGUCUGGUGGCCUGGUUCCUCAGUGUCUCUGUGUUCAGUGUAGCAGAGAGCGUCUCCACCUGAGAAACGUUCUCACUGUUGAACACGUAGUUUAUUCGUUUCAUAUUAGCAAUAUGUUUAAGUCAGUUGUUUGAUCUGUGUCCUGUAUUUGUACAUGAAAUUUCCAUGCCAAAGUAAAAAACAAUUAAAGUUGCAGCAUUGAUAAAAAACAUCCUCAAGGAGUUCAGAAAACAGUCUAGUUCAUUUAGCAGCUAUUCUGGAGUUCUCAAUUGUAUCUUGUAAUUUUCCUCAGCAUGAUGAAAUGUGUCCUCUAAAAUUAAGUGUUGUGGCUUUAGUAAUGAAGUCCCAUCACUUAAAGUAAGAGAUUGAGAAAAGAUAAUUUCAUGACUUUUAAAGAUGCUGAUGAGUAAGAAAAGAUCAUUGGUCAGAGACCAGUUUGGACUUUACAGCUGAAUUAACUCUCUGUUCAUUUUGAUAUGAGCUGUACUUAUUGUGAACUUAAAAUGUGAGUUCAUUUUUUUUUCUAAUCUAUUAACAUGCAAAAGGGGCAGUUGGACAAACUGAAGCCAUUUAAACAGCAUUUCUGUUAUAUUGAGGUCAUAAUGUCACAUAAUCAUUCAUUGCAAUGGGACUUUGGUAACAUUCUUAUCCCCUGCUAGAUGACAGAUAGUAAAAGACUUACAAUACCUAUAUACCUCUGUGUUCAGACACGGUCAGUUAAACUUGCUUAUAAGUCUGUCCUAAGUCUUUUUUUGUAAUAUCUUCCUUUUCUCUCUUUCUCCCAUUACCUUUGCCACUUGUCUGUCAGUCUUUGCUUAAUAAUCUAAUCUAAUCUAAUCAAUGAGUUUCUGUUUUUUGCCUCCUUUGUGACCUUGUCUGCCAUUUAAUUUCCUUUAAUGCCAAUGUGUGCUGUAUUCAUACAAAUAUUACUGCCCCAUCAUUUAAAUUCUGUAUGUUUGUUGUACUUGUAUCAGAAUAUCUGGUCUGCUGUCUGAAUGACUGAACUGUAAACUGGCGAGUGAUGAACUUGAACCUGAACAAAUGAUUUUUAUCAACAGUCUUGUUUUUUCUAUCCACUGUACAGCUAACAAUAUUGCAAGUAUUUCUCCUGUGUAAACUGAAACUUCAUCAUUUAUACUUUUCCCUACUACUCUGGAUCAACAAAUGCAACUGCAACUAUCAUAGGCCUAUAUGGUAUGUGAA
This is a messenger RNA of Seriola dumerili (greater amberjack), 4403 nucleotides long. Its product is annotated as NLR family CARD domain-containing protein 3-like. Gene Ontology annotation, molecular function: protein binding. The record is from RefSeq and is a predicted model, not a curated record. The transcript is spliced from 9 exons. The coding region runs from base 34 to 3243 and encodes 1069 amino acids. Lineage: Eukaryota; Metazoa; Chordata; Actinopteri; Carangiformes; Carangidae.